Molecule: messenger RNA, 1254 nt
Organism: Prunus armeniaca (apricot)
Lineage: Eukaryota; Viridiplantae; Streptophyta; Magnoliopsida; Rosales; Rosaceae
Source: the annotation of a GenBank genome assembly
AUGACAGUUCCUAGUCACACAAUGCCUUGUGGAGUCUUCUUCAUGUUCUUUUUUUUGUCCACUGUCAUCUCUACAAAUCAUGCAUGCAACAAAGCAGAUCACAACUCUCUUUGGUCAUCUUUUGAUGAUGUACCUUCUUCUGCUUUAAACUGGUCUUCUAGUGAUUGUUGUCACUGGGAAGGCAUCACUUGUGACAAGGAUGGUAGGGUAACUCAUUUGUUGUUGCCCUCCAAACGGCUCCAAGGAAGCGUUUCUCGCUCUCUUGGAAACCUCACGCAUCUUUCGCACCUCAAUCUCUCCCACAAUCAGCUUUCUGGUCCUCUGGAAGCUGGACUCAUUUUGUCCUUGAGUUUCCUUGAGAUUCUUGAUUUGAGCUACAACCUUCUCUCUGGUGAAGUACCUUUGUUUCCGCCAUCCAGUAAUAUCCGAAUAGUGGAUUUAUCCAGCAAUCAAUUCAACGGAACAAUUCCUUCUUCAUUCCUCCAGCAUGCUGGUAAUUUGAGCAGUUUGAAUGUCAGCAAAAAUCAUAUUUCUGGCCAAAUGCCAUCCUCUAUCUGUCUUCAUUCUUCUUUGGUUAGAGUCUUCGAUUUCUCCUACAAUAAUUUCAGUGGCUCAAUUCCUCUUGGUCUAGGGACCUGUUCGAAAUUGGAGGUCUUUCGUGCAGGUUUCAAUAGCCUCUCAGGGACCCUUCCUAGUGAUAUUUACAAAGCUCAGGCACUUGAAGAAAUUUCAUUACCUUCCAACAAGCUUUUUGGUCCCAUCAGUGACAGGAUUGCCAAUCUUACCAGCCUCACAAUCCUAGAGAUAUAUUUUAAUCAGCUCACCGGCGUGCUCCCUCACCAUAUUGGGAAGCUCUCCAAAUUGAAACUCAUGCACCUUCAUUUCAACAAUCUACAAGGUUCUCUGCCCCCAUCUUUGAUGAAUUGCACAAACCUUGUAGAACUAAAUCUGGGAUUCAACCAUUUGGAAGGAAAUAUCACAAUGCUAAAUUUCUCCAAACUUGGUCAACUUUUUAAGCUUGAUCUAGGGAGAAAUUACUUCUCUGGUUUCAUGCCAGUAAGCCUUUACUCUUGCAAGUCCCUGAAAGCAAUUCAACUGGGCGGAAAUGAAAUAGAGGGACAAAUACAACCCGAGAUUGUCUCCUUAAAAUCCCUGUCCUUCCUCUCCCUUGGCUGGAACAGACCAAUGUCACAGGGGCCAUAUAUAUAUUUUGAUGGGUUGCAAAAAUCUCAGGCUACUCUUCCUUCCAAAUAG